Messenger RNA from Daldinia caldariorum, 1281 nucleotides. RefSeq lists its product as uncharacterized. The record is from RefSeq and is a predicted model, not a curated record. Bases 1 to 1281 code for a protein of 426 amino acids. Lineage: Eukaryota; Fungi; Ascomycota; Sordariomycetes; Xylariales; Hypoxylaceae. The transcript is spliced from 2 exons.
AUGGCUCGGGAGCGCGAUGCUGCCAAACCGGCGGUAUCACCCCAGGAGCCAUCAGUGACACCCGGGACGGGACAGUCGUUAUCCGCUUCGGUAGAUACCGAAGGAGAUAAUGUCGCUCCCAAAUCCGAAGAGACUUCGAGUCCUUUGAGAGAAGUCGCACCGACUCCUAACACCCUGGCGGCGGACGCCACCCCGGAUCUUCCAGAACCGUCAUCGCCAGUGGUGCCUAAGAACAAGGCGCCUCGUCGCUCGAAUCAGUCGGUGGCGACACCGACAAAGAUCAAGGUGGAAGAGCUUGAUCUGCCGUCUACCCCGACCCGGGUCCCGAAGCGCAGCAGGCCCGUCUCCGCCGCAGACGCGGACGACGACCAAGACGACACCGCAUCGCCCCGAAAGCGUCGCAUGGAAACACCUAGCAAGAAGCAGGAAAGUCGUUCCCAGCAGAGCAACCCGCCGCCUGCGACUCCUGUUAAGCGCGAGCCCGUCGAGCACGACAAGAGGGUCCGCUCGCCGACUUCCCCCGUCGGGCACAUGGAUAAUGCGAUAUACCCGGAAUACCCGGAGCUCGAAGAUUUCGACGAGGAGGCGGACUGGCGCGAGGCGGAACGCGAAAACAUGGGGUUUGUGGAAUACCCGGAGAACCCGCAAGACCUGUAUUACGAGGAAGAAGUAGAGGAUGACGAGGACGAGGACGUGAAAGACAAAAGGGACCGGUACGACCAGAUGGCAUCCUGCGGUUACCUAGACCACUGCCACGACGACGAGCUCUACUUCAUCUCUCCUAGCGCCCGGCGCCACUACGACCUGGGUCCCCGCCUGGCUGCCGCGGUCCCGUUCCACACCUCCCUGGCCCCGCCGAUGUCUUACUCGCAGCCGCCUACCCCGCCGCCUCCCGGCGAGCCCUUCCACCACCCACAUUUCCCCGACCGCAAGCCCCUUCAGUGCUCCCAUUGCGGCGACAGCUCUGCUGUCAGCUUCAAGGUCAUGAUUUCGAGGACGACCCAUAGUCCCGGGAGAUACUUCUACAGCUGCAAAGAGUGCAGCGAAUUCACCUGCUGGGCCGACGCCGAGCGCAUCUCUCCCUCGAACUCGCCGUGCUGGUGCCCGGGCGGCUACCCGUCGCGCGAGGAGCUCUCGAACGCGCAGGUGUGGCACUGCCGCACCGUCUUCUACAAGUGCGCCACCGGCCGCUGCGGCUUCUUCCAGUGGACCGACACCCAGCUGUCCGAGCGGGAAGUCAACCAUCGUUACGGGCAGCGGCUGUACCAGAACGCCGGCUGA